CUCACGUGACUACUACUUCCGGCCAAAGCACAAAGUACCAAGUCCAUUUCUCCUCCUACUACGUAGGCUCCUGCCUAACAUCACCAACCAUGUUCCCCACCCCCCAGGUCCUCUCUUCAGCCCUAUCCAAAAUUUCCACUCCCUUCCGCCGCUCCCAACUCGGUCUCUUCCACGGUAAAACCAAACAAUACGGAAACAACGUCCCCCAUUCAAAACACAAAACCCGACGCACAUGGCUUCCCAACGUCCACACUAAACGCUUGAUGUCAGAUGCGCUUGGGCGUGAUCUGAAAGUAAAGCUUACGACGCGUGCGCUCAAGAGUAUCAAUAAGCAUGGCGGAGUCGAUAACUACCUCCUACGGACCAAACCCGAUUUAUUGGGUAUGGAAGGGAUGCGUCUUAGGAUCUUGGUGCGCGAACGGUUAGACGUUAAACGUGCCGAAGACGAGGCCUUGGCACAAGCAGAAGCGAAGGUCCAGCUCGAGAAGGAGAAGAAGGAAGCAAAACAGAGACGCAGAGCGCAAGCUGCGAAUGCACGGAAAUCAAGAGAGGUGAGGCAGACUAUCACUGGGGGGAUAUUUGGGUCGGUGGGGUCGAGCUCUACGCAUCGAGUUAAUGCGUCAUAGCUAAUCAGUGACGUGCGUAGCUGUCUGUAGCAUAUACUCCUAGAUAAUACCUCGAAUUUCAACGACCCCCAAGUUAAACUCGCG
Molecule: messenger RNA, 710 nt
Organism: Suillus bovinus
Lineage: Eukaryota; Fungi; Basidiomycota; Agaricomycetes; Boletales; Suillaceae
Exons: 3
Coding region: 90-626 (178 amino acids)
Biological process (GO): translation
Cellular component (GO): ribosome; mitochondrial large ribosomal subunit
Molecular function (GO): structural constituent of ribosome
Source: RefSeq, a predicted model, not a curated record